AUGGACGACAUUAAAGGGUACAAGGAAUACCGGGUAUCCGGCAAGGUCGCGGGCAAGACUUGUUUCAAGACAUUCUUGCCUCUCGUAAGCGAAGAGAAACGAACGAAGCCCUUGCCGUUCAAGCAUCCAGUCGUCUCCACUGCGAAUCAGAUAUGCACCGAGAAUGGUUUAUUGCUCAGCACGGCUUUUGAGGAGCCCGUUCCGAACGGUGUGUAUUAUGGUUUUAUCGAAAAUGGUAUGGAAGCAACGAUCAAGUUUGAUGGAAAGUCGCGAGUUCAGCAUGUCGGGAUCAAUGGUACCGAUCGAGGACGCUACAACAAGGUGACCUUCAAUAUGAUCGGAAAGGCGAUACACUGCAUGUUUGGUUCGAGAGAAAGAUCUGCAACAGCUGAGCUGAUUCUUGAACCUAUUGACGUUACCAAGUUCGAUGGUUCCCGGAGGAGUUUUUCGAGUGCUCGACUGAACACUGUGAUCGGACAGCCGUUCAACAGCAACGAACUGCGAGUCAUACUCGGCAUACGCAAAACUAACAAGCUCAAGGCUAUUGGCUCCCAGAUCGCGACGGGCGUGAAAUCGCUCGUAAGACCAGGAUCUGCGUUGCGCAUGAAAAAUGGGCUGGCCGCAGAAGGUAUUGCAGAUGCGUAA
Molecule: messenger RNA, 645 nt
Organism: Perkinsus marinus ATCC 50983
Lineage: Eukaryota; Perkinsozoa; Perkinsida; Perkinsidae
Exons: 1
Coding region: 1-645 (214 amino acids)
Source: RefSeq, a predicted model, not a curated record